Messenger RNA from Neofelis nebulosa (Clouded leopard), 780 nucleotides. It is a transcript of the gene RAC3, whose product is annotated as Rac family small GTPase 3. The transcript has 6 exons. Gene Ontology annotation, molecular function: protein kinase binding; GTP binding; GTPase activity. The record is from RefSeq and is a predicted model, not a curated record. Gene Ontology annotation, biological process: actin filament organization; small GTPase-mediated signal transduction; regulation of actin cytoskeleton organization. Gene Ontology annotation, cellular component: cytoplasmic vesicle; cell projection; cytoskeleton. The coding region runs from base 101 to 679 and encodes 192 amino acids. Lineage: Eukaryota; Metazoa; Chordata; Mammalia; Carnivora; Felidae.
CGGCCGCUCGGCUCCGCGCUCGGCUCGGGUCCGCGGCCGCUGCGGCGCCGGGCAUUUCUCCGCAGCUCGGCUCGCGGCCGCGCCCGCCCGGCCCGCGCCCAUGCAGGCCAUCAAGUGCGUGGUGGUCGGCGACGGCGCCGUGGGGAAGACCUGCUUGCUGAUCAGCUACACGACCAACGCCUUCCCGGGAGAGUACAUCCCCACCGUUUUCGACAACUACUCUGCGAACGUGAUGGUGGACGGGAAGCCGGUCAACCUGGGGCUGUGGGACACCGCCGGGCAGGAGGACUACGACCGGCUGAGGCCACUGUCCUAUCCCCAAACUGACGUCUUUCUGAUCUGCUUCUCUCUCGUGAGCCCGGCGUCCUUUGAGAAUGUUCGAGCCAAGUGGUACCCCGAGGUGCGACACCACUGCCCCCACACGCCCAUCCUCCUGGUGGGCACCAAGCUGGACCUCCGUGACGACAAGGACACCAUUGAGCGGCUGCGGGAUAAGAAGCUGGCGCCCAUCACCUACCCCCAGGGCCUGGCCAUGGCCCGGGAGAUCGGCUCUGUCAAGUACCUGGAGUGCUCAGCCCUCACUCAGCGGGGCCUGAAGACCGUGUUUGACGAGGCCAUCCGGGCUGUGCUCUGCCCACCCCCUGUGAAAAAGCCCGGGAAGAAGUGCACGGUCUUCUAGAGCCAGCUUCUGGAGGAGUGACCCCGCCCGGGCCCGUGCUUGCUGUCGUGUCGAGAUGUUUGGUGUCCCUGAGUCUGCUGUGGGGGAGUGGUGUGGGUGGG